Molecule: messenger RNA, 2319 nt
Organism: Leptosia nina
Lineage: Eukaryota; Metazoa; Arthropoda; Insecta; Lepidoptera; Pieridae
Source: the annotation of a GenBank genome assembly
AUGGUCACGAAGGAGUUUAACUAUUGCAUUAAUAUAGCGAAAGGAUUGUAUAAGUAUCGAUCUUCACUAUUUGAUGUUCCAAUAAUAAGAGGCGUAACAACGGUAGAAUGGCCGCGAGUAUUGGACGAUUUGAAAAGACAAUACGGUGUAUUAGCAUAUUGUUUGGAUAGUUCAGUUGCGAUUAUCCUGAACGAUAAAUUUCUGGGCGGCGAAAAAGAGUUCAGAGAAAUAAUUAAUGCUAAGUACUAUUACCAUAUAAUUUUGGAUUACUACAAGGAGGGUGUUGAUCAAUUUGUUAAGUAUAUACGAGCAUCUGGGCUAUAUGCCGACAUUGUCCCAAAUACCUGUGUCAAUUUCCUCCGAUUGUGUCAAACUACAAGAGGGGGUUACACAGGAACACCCAUACAUAGGAUUGUUAAGAAUUGCUGGAUACAAUGUGGUGGUUUCGGCUUGAAGAGCGUCGAUCUGGACUGUGAAAAUUUUAUUAUACCUCAUGAUAGGCGUGGCGUACUGUGCAUGGCUAAUGAUGGAAGAAACGUGGAUUGUUCGACCCAGUUCUUCAUAUUACUCCAACCAGCUACCUGGAUGGAACACAAGUAUGUCGCAAUCGGUCAGUUAAUCGAAGGCGAAUCUGUCCUGAAAAAAAUCGAGGCAGUGCCCACUUGGUACGAAUCACCGACGUCCGAAAUUGUUAUACACAAAACUGGUAUACUGAAUAUGGAAUGCCACGGUAUUAUAAUAAGUAAAGGCACUACUGAAUACAUUCAUGCACAUAUUGAAGACUUGAUCGCAUUGGGAGACGUUUUGAUAGAAGAACUCAUGUGUAAAUUAUUCUUGGAGAUUCAGUUUAGAGAAAUGUUACGCCAUGAACAAGCGGAGGGUGAAACGGAGGAAUCUAUUGAUGAGGAUAAGAAGAACAUUAGAGCUACCGAGAGAUUUAUACGCAAGAAGGAAGAAAUCGAUAAACAAAUAAGGAAUCAGUCUGUCGUGGACCCUCGAAGACCAUCAGAGAGAGAAGUAGAAGAAAAUAACGACUUUGAUGUUGAAGUGUAUGAGUAUGAACCUGAAGAGAGUUCAUAUCAGCAUGUCUCUUUAGUUGGGACAGUCAGUAUUGAGGUGAAGCCAGAGAAGCCAUUUUAUAUACCACUUACAGACGUCCCAGAUCCGGAAGAAGUGGAAUCAACAUAUGAUUUGAAAAAGUUUUUCAAAGGCGAUUACUGUCUGGAAUGUGAUUUAGAAGUGGACCUACCUAAAAAAGCUGUUGAACAUCAAUUGUCAUACAUGUCUGAUAUGUUUAAAUUUGAGGAUGAAUCAGACGAAGGCUCUCUGAAGUCUUUGGAGUCUGAAGACGAACGUGAAAUACGACGAUAUCUAAAGUUGAAUGUAGACCGCGUGAGCUUCGCUGGUGGUGUGAUUAAAAAUAUCGCUCGGGGUGUUGGAAAAUGUAAUCUAUUUGAAGGCAAAAGGAAGUCAGAAUUGAUAACUGAUGAGGAAUUAAGACGGUUCCGAAAAGUUUCUAUAAGCGUACCUUGGGCUGUUAGAGAGCCCAGUAAAAUUAAAAGGCGGCAAACCGGCUUUGUGCGCAUGGAAGAUUUGGAGAAGAUACACAUUAUACAAAGGGUCAGCUCCGAUGAAUUGAGUGAUGACUCUCCGAUGGGCAGUCGGAAGGUGCGAAUAUCUCCAUCAGCGGUCGCUGCUCAAACCGGGACGCGACCGAUCCGCAGACCAACUGGCUUCGUCAGACCUUCAACUCUGGAUAUGUCCGACUCGGACAUGGAGGUCCGCAGGCAAUCUGUUCUGACACGAUUGUAUGAGAACGUCACUAAUGAUGAUGACGAGGAAGGGCCUACGCUAAAGGAAUACAGACCUGCGGGUGAAUCGCAGCACAAAAACGUGAUGCUAACGUACAGCUCACCGAAUUCACGCAUAAAAAGCGAUGAAGACACAAGGGAGAAAUAUUUCAGACAGUCCCUAACGGCAGAGAAGGUAUCCUACGACGAGAUGUUGAACUUGCAGCACAGUAAGAAAUUGGCAAGGAAAAUAUCAUCUGAUUACGUCAAAUCUAUUGACCAAGCCGAGCAAAGACUGGAGACGUCUAUACGUAGCGUGGAAUUCGCUAAAAGCCGGCCCUCGAUGUCUGUCUCUCAAUAUCAAGCGAAGAACCAGGAGUACCAGGAGAAAUUGAAGAGUGUCUCUAGGCUGAAGGCGAAACUUGUUUCGAAGGUUGUUAGUGGAAAAAUGCCUCCCGGACUGCGUUUACCUGGUGAUACUCCUCUAUAUUCAGAAGUGGAUAUAACUCAAUCAAUGCGGUUCGCCUAG